Malaclemys terrapin pileata is the source of this 1308-nucleotide messenger RNA. RefSeq names its product venom prothrombin activator oscutarin-C non-catalytic subunit-like. Lineage: Eukaryota; Metazoa; Chordata; Testudines; Emydidae. The record is from RefSeq and is a predicted model, not a curated record. Gene Ontology annotation, molecular function: copper ion binding; oxidoreductase activity. The annotation marks the transcript as partial. The transcript is spliced from 8 exons. Gene Ontology annotation, cellular component: plasma membrane. Gene Ontology annotation, biological process: iron ion transport.
CCCCAGCAUUAGCCAAAGCAGCAGCCACUGCUCGUGUCUCCCAGUGUGGCAUCAGCAGGAGCUUGCACCAUGGGGCUCUCCUGCAUUCACCUCCUUCUCUUGAUGCUGCUUGGUUUGUGGUGGCCAGGUUUGGCAUGGCAUCGGGUGGGAGCAGCUCAGGUUCGGGAACACUACAUAGCCGCAGAGACUAUCAGCUGGAGCUACAGACCCCAGUCCAAAGAACAGUCCAGAUUAGACAAAUCAGAACCUGUGUUUAAGAAAAUUGCCUAUAGAGAGUAUGAAGCAGAUUUUCAGACAGCAAAACCAAGAGAUACUUUCUCAGGACUUCUGGGACCAACUCUGCGGGCUGAAGUGGGAGACACUUUAGUAGUUCACUUCAAGAACAUGGCCAACAAACCGCUGAGCAUUCACCCACAAGGCAUAGCUUACAACAAACUGUCGGAAGGUUCCCUGUACGCUGACAGAACAUCUUCUUUUGAAAAACUGGAUGAUGCUGUGCUUCCAGGCCUGGUGUAUAAAUACACGUGGGAGAUCACUGCGGAAAUUGGGCCUAAAGAAGCCGACCCACCCUGUCUCACCUAUAUCUAUUACUCACAUGAGAACAUGGUGAUGGACUUUAACUCCGGUCUGAUUGGAGCAUUGCUUAUAUGUAAAAAAGGAAGCCUGAAGGAAGAUGGGACACAGAAGCUGUUUGACAGAGAAUAUGUGUUGAUGUUUGCUGUGUUCGAUGAAAGCAAAAGCUGGCAAAAAUCAACCUCUCUCCUGUACACGAUUAAUGGUUACGCUAAUGGGACAUUGCCAGACCUAGGAGCUUGCACAUACGAUAACAUUAGCUGGCAUUUGAUAGGAAUGAGUUCCAAGCCAGAGAUUUUCUCCAUCCAUUUCAAUGGGCAAGUCCUGGAACAAAAUCGUCGCAAGGUCUCGACUGUCAACCUUGUGGGAGGUGCAUCGACCACAGCAAACAUGACUGUGAGCCAGAAAGGAAGGUGGCUGAUAUCUUCACUUGUCCAGAAGCAUCUGCAAGCUGGAAUGCACGGUUACCUCAACAUAGAAGAACAUGCCGGGAAAGACGUGUUCAAUAAGAAAUUCUCCUUUAAGGAACGGCGUAUGAUUAAGGACUGGGAAUAUUUCAUUGCUGCGGAAGAAAUCACCUGGGAUUAUGCUCCAGAAAUUCCAGAGACCAUUGAUAGGCAAUAUAAAGCUCAGUACUUGGACAACUUCUCAAAUCUCAUUGGGAAGAAGUAUAAAAAGGCUGUUUUCAGGCAGUAUGCAGAUGCCAACUUCAAUAAGCGUCUGGAGACUCCCCGG